UUUUGAACGUGAGGAUGGAACAGACUUUGCUCUGCGUGCUGGGAUUUUUCUGUAAAGCUAAAGAUUCACCUAAACUCUCUGUGUCAUUAUUGUGGCCAAAUCCCGGAGCGUCAGUUAAUCUGAACUGUGCUGCUGAACAUCCAUCUGCAGGCUGGAGGUUCUACUGGUACAAGCUUAUUCCUGAUAAAGCAGACUUCUAUGACUAUGAGCUGCUCCCUGGAAGCACAAACGGGACCACACAGGAUUCCUAUGUCGUCUAUAAUCACACAAAUACAGCAGGGUAUGCAUGCAGAGCAGGAAGAGGAGACCCAGUGCAUUACACGUUUUACAGUGAUCCCAAAUUUGUCUGGUCCAGAGAGUUUCAGUCACCACCGUCUCUCAGAGUGAGUCCUGACAAAGUUCAACACUUCAAGUCAGACUCUGUGUCACUGACCUGUGAGGGAAACUCGUCCACACAGUGGACAGUGGUGAAGUUUAAAGACGGUUUUAUGAGUCAGCGAUGCUCCAGCUUUGGGACACUGAAUGGAUCAACAUGCAUCACUAAGUUAAAUGAGCAACAUGCAGUGUACUGGUGCGAGUCUAAGUCAGGACAAUUCAGCAGCGCUGUCAACAUCAGUACAUCACUCAAAGGUAUUCUACUUGAGAGUCCGGCACAUCCUGUGGCUGAAGGAGCAGCUGUUACUCUUCGCUGCAAGCUGAAGAUGGGGAACUUUGUUGCUAAUGUUGUCUUCUAUCAAAACGACAAAGUCGUCCAGAAUGACACGAGAUGGGAGCUGACGAUCCCUGCGGUGUCAGAGUCACAUGAAGGCUUUUACAGAUGUGAAGGAAAAUAUUCUCAGCAGACCCUGACUUCACCACAGAGUUGGAUUUCAGUCAAAUCAUGGUCCAAACCAGAAAGUUCUCGCGGUCAUUUGCCUCUGAUUGGUGGAUUGGUUUGUGGAGUUUUAGUAAUAAUUCCUCUGCUGCUGUUUUUUUGCUACAGAAAGUCUAAAGACUCAAAUGGUAACAGUCAGACAUUUGCCACAGACCAAACUGUCAAUCAAGGUGAAAAUCAACAGCAGGUGUACUCGACUCUUCUUCACGGUGACGUUUGUAUCUAUGAAACAGUUGGAGGCUCUGGAAACACUGGGACUGGACGCCAACAUCAUAAAGGGGAGGAGCUUGACUGCAACUAUGAAAAUCUAGAUUCAGGUGCAUGUAGAAAUAUUAGCAUGGAUAGGCAAAUCAGCAAUUAGCCAAAUUGACCAGAUGACGCUCAAAGUUAACCAUAAAAGACCUCCAUGAACAAUUUUCUUUUUUAAUGUCAGCCGGGGUUGGCUUGGUACUCAGUGUAAAAUUAACCACUGCAUGUUUGUGGAGUGCGGGAUGAAACUGGAGAACCCAUAAAGAACCCAAACACACACAGGGAGAACAUGCAAAGUCCACACAGACAAAGGCCCUCAGUUGAACCAGGAAUCGAACCUACGACCUUCUUGACCUACUCUACCGUGUGGACCCUCUGUUGGUCUGUAGGUCAUCACUGGAACAAGGCUCCUGAUGUACAAAGCUUGUUGAUUAAUUAUUUCAUUAUCAUCUCAUCUUUUUCUUUUAAUAAAAAUCUUUGU
Molecule: messenger RNA, 1604 nt
Organism: Solea solea (common sole)
Lineage: Eukaryota; Metazoa; Chordata; Actinopteri; Pleuronectiformes; Soleidae
Product: low affinity immunoglobulin gamma Fc region receptor II-like
Exons: 9
Coding region: 15-1235 (406 amino acids)
Biological process (GO): cell surface receptor signaling pathway
Molecular function (GO): transmembrane signaling receptor activity
Source: RefSeq, a predicted model, not a curated record